Cicer arietinum (chickpea) is the source of this 1137-nucleotide messenger RNA. The record is from RefSeq and is a predicted model, not a curated record. NCBI's taxonomy places the organism in Eukaryota, Viridiplantae, Streptophyta, Magnoliopsida, Fabales, Fabaceae.
AUGAAGAAGGAUGAAUCAAUCAGUGACCUGCAGACAAGGUUCACACACAUCAUCAACAAUCUUCAUGCCCUAGGAAAAGUUGUAGAAAAUGAGCAACAAAUAGGAAAAGUAAUGAGAAACAAGCCUGUGAAGACUAAAGGCAAGGAUCAACAACCUUCAACAAAGAGAGCUUACAUUGCCUGGAACGACAAUGAUGAAGAUUCAUCUGAAGAUUCAGAAGAUGAAGAAGCUAACUUGUGUCUCAUGGCAAAUACUGAUUCAGAAUCUGAAAGUGAAGUAAGUACAACCUCUAAUCCAUCUUAUGAUGAACUGCAUGAUGCCUUUAAUGAAUUGCAUGCUGAAUAUGGACAUAUGGUUUUCAAUUGCAAACUGAAAAAACUUGCCAACAGAGGAUGGAAACAAAUUUGGAAAGUUAAGACACAAGCAUUUGAAACUAACCCCCCAGGACCCAAUUUGAAUUGGGUACACUUUACUUCUAUGUUUUGUACACUUGAGCAUAAGGAAGUUAAAAGUAUGAAAUUGACAGAUAAAAGAGUUAACAAUAUUUACAUGAUAGAUUUUGAUUCCUUACCUGCAAAUGAUAUAUGUUGCUUAUUAUCUAAUGCUGAUGAGAACUGGCUGUGGCAUAAGAGAGUGGCCCAUAUUCAUAUGGAUCACUUGAAUAGACUAGUUAGUAAGCAGUUAGUCCUAGGUCUCCCAAAUAGGAAGUUUUCUAAGGAUAGGUUGUGUGACUCCUGUGAGAGGAGUAAGCUAGUUAAGUCUUCUUUCCCCCCUAUAGACUUAGUUCAAACCAAUAAGGUCUUACAGUUAGUACAUAUGGAUCUUUUUGGUCCAUCUCAGGUUAGAAGUUUUGGAGGGAACCUAUAUGGGUAUGUGUUGGUAGAUGAUUACUCUAGAUUCACAUGGACAUUUUUUCUGGCUCACAAGAAAUCUGAACCAAUAGAACCUAGUGAACCUAUACCUCCAACCAACCUUGACUGUGUAGAACCUAUUAGGGAAGAUGAUUUACCCAAAGAAUGGAAGUUUACCAAAAACCAUCCCAUAGACAACAUUAUUGGAGAGGUUUCAAAAGGAGUUUCAACCAGAAAAUCCCUUAGAGAAUUUUGCAACCUUAUUGCCUUUGUUUCUCAAAUAUAA